Messenger RNA from Brassicogethes aeneus, 1853 nucleotides. The record is from the annotation of a GenBank genome assembly. Lineage: Eukaryota; Metazoa; Arthropoda; Insecta; Coleoptera; Nitidulidae.
CACAGAUUUGACAUUGAAAAAUCAUUUUAUAAAAUUUCAGUGACAUAUAACGAAUAAUUAUUUAUCGGUUUAAAAAUGGCUACGCUUCCGCAAGGAGUAAUGGUUGAUUUAAAAAACCUAUUCGAGAAUUUAACGAAAUGUUCCAAAGAUUUGGGCGAAAACCCCGAUCAUCAGCAGUCUGGUGACGUGGGUCCAAACUGGGAAGAAAAUGUAACACUAAUUCUGAUCAAAAUUGACUCUCUUUUGCCUACGUUACCAUUGGAGUCGGACGAGUUUGUAAAGCUAUUGGCCAUGAAAGCUUCAACUUUAUACGAAAAGGCUAAGAUAUACCUUAACCACGAGGUGAUAGAUAAAUGCCAGGAGAUGUUGUUGAAUGCUUUAAAUAUUAUUGAACAUUACUCCAACCAUCCUAGAAUAGCCUUCCUGUAUUUAAGAAUUGUAAACCAUUUAUCUUACAGUUUGUCUCGUAAAGGAGAGUGCGACAAAGCUAAGGAACUUUUGGAGAAAGUUAUAGAGAAGGUUUUUGAGGAAACUCCUUUGGUCUACAGCACAGAAGAACUCUUCUGCGACAUUGAAAGUGACCAAAGCCAGUGCGAUUAUAAGUUGAACAAGCUUGUGAUUAACAAUAUGCAGAUGUUGGGCUGGAUUUACGGAAAAUUGGGUUUAUGCGACUCCCAUACGGCAAUGCAGCAUAAGGCUUUGCAAAAACAAAUUGAAACUGAAGAUAUUGAAUCGUUGCAAAUUGCUAUAAAGUGUUCCAGAUUGGCUUCCCUGUUUUUAACCCAGUGUCAAUGGGUUCAUGCUAGGUAUCAUUUAUGUGCCGCACAAACUAUUUUGGACACCAUAGAGCCAGAAGAUGCCCACUCAAACGCAGAAUUAGUGAAAACGCAAGCUGACCUUUCUAAAUGUUUUAUGUACUACGCACUUCAUAUCUAUGGCAUGAGUAAAAAACAGUUGAUUGAUAAUGCUUUAUCGACAGGAACGUCAGACUUUUCACCGUUUGUCAAUACCUCUCCCCCUGAAGAAGCAGUUUUACCCGAUUCCUACGAAUUUCCAAACAUUACUGUGGACCUACAGGAAAUACCCGCAUCACUCAUAACCACGACCCAACAGGCUAGAUUACUAUUCCAGCACGUUUUCAAAUGGUUAAAGCGUGUGCAACUCUAUUACAACCUGAGGGAUUUUCCACUGGAAUACGUCAAUGCUGUUUUGGAUUUAUCCGAGCUCUACAAAUACUUGUCAUUUUAUGAACCCGAUUUGGAUGGACAGUACAAUGUUCAGAAGAAACGCUACGACGCUUUGGAAAGUCUGAACACAAUACUGAAAGAAAUAAGGCCGAACUGUUACGUGGCUGUGAGUGUGGAGUUGCUGAGGGAGUUAACUGAAGUUCAGCUGGAGUUAAUGGGGAUCAACCUUAAGAGGAUAUACCAGGCUGAACAUGCUUCUGUAGCUGAAGAUACUUUAAAACGAAGAAUGGCGGCUGUAAAUGUUUUGCACAAAAAACUGGGUAGUGUGGGGGGUAUAAUGAGCCGUCCGGAUGUGGUGACUGUUUACGAAAAUCCCGAUGUUGCAGUUGAAGAUGCAACUCAAAAACCAGAUGAAGAAGACGAAGAAGAGGAAGCAGACGAAGAGGAGGAAGCAGACGAAGAGGAGAAAACAGACGAAGUGGAAGAUGAUGCAGAAGAAUAUGAUCAAGAAAAAGAUGAUGAAGGAACGGUGACUGAUGGAAAAGACUUAGAAACAUCCCUCAAAGAGAGCAGUGAAGUUUUGAGCACCAAAGAUAGUAAAGUUACUGUGACAGAGACUGUGGACAGUAAAACGUGUUUGUAAAAAUUGUAUUUGAGCUAAAUAAA